Messenger RNA from Emericellopsis atlantica, 1268 nucleotides. RefSeq lists its product as uncharacterized. Bases 403 to 1125 code for a protein of 240 amino acids. The record is from RefSeq and is a predicted model, not a curated record. NCBI's taxonomy places the organism in Eukaryota, Fungi, Ascomycota, Sordariomycetes, Hypocreales, Bionectriaceae. The transcript has a single exon.
AGCCACCCAGCAUCAUCAGGUCUGCUCUGGAGCGGUGAACGACUGGCCUUUCCCCGCCCAGAUAUUUCACGUCUCGCUACCCGAUCAGGAAGAAAAAUGCACUACAAAUCCGGUACAUGGCGUGUUGUUCAAGGCCGCUACGUCUUCGUCCCGGAGAACACUACCUCGUCUACCCAUCAGCCGCCUUCUACUCUGUCUGCUAAAACUUCGACUGCAAACUCCCUUCAGCCUGCCUUCUCUCGUCGACCGAGUGUUCGACCAACAACAAUGACACAAGACCACGGGACACCUUUGUCCAUGAUGGUGAGAGCAUAUACGGUUGCCGCAUGACCUUCGCUAACAUUAAGAAAGGACUAUCUUAACACAGCCCCUGGAUACUGCUUUGAUCUCGGAUACGGGCCAAUGGCAAGCCCCUGGGCAUCUCAUUCAGACUACCAGCGGGACGUCGACCGGUCGACCGCGGGCUUUCAGAGCGUGCCUGAACCCCCUUUUACAUGCAACAUGACACCUGGCGUCUGGCUUCCCGAUAUCUCCUGGACCAGCCACUUUGAGGCCUGCAACUGGUCACGCACCGAGAGCUUCCACACCGAUGGGCACGAGGCCCCCUAUUUCUCCCAGCAUAACGGGUAUCCAGAGCCCGUUGAUAGUCCACUCCAGCUCCCGUCGUCGUCGACGACGUCUUCCUCCCCCAGCUCCGACGCAGGCACCGAGACCAUGGUGGACUUUCCCCUCGCGGGCGUGGCAAUGGCCAUGCACGUGGGCUCGUCGCCACUCCUGGAAGAACCCACCAGCAGCGUCGACGACAGCGACCCCGUCCCCAAGAGGGAGUACAUCGAACCAACGGGUCACCGCCCCCGAUCCACUCCGAGUCGCAUAUCACCCCUCGGUGAGGACGCGCGCCACAGGAGGGACCAAGUCCUGCUCGACGGCCGCCGGGCUGGCCUGACAUAUGCCGAGAUUAAGAAGCGUCACAACCUGUCCGAGGCCGAGUCGACCCUGCGCGGACGCCACCGCACCCUCACGCGCAAUCCAGAGCACAGGGUCAGGAAGCCCCAGUGGACCAGGAGGGAUGUGAGUGUGUCCGCCCCCCGCGCGUGUGCCCGAGUACCCGGCCUGACCGCAUAGGGAACAGCUUGCGUUGCUCAAGGAGGCCAAGGGCUCAUGCCAGAUGAAGCUGUGGUCCGAGGUGCAGCAGCAUCUCGAGGCGCAGCGUGCGUCGUACCCAUUUGGGGCGAAUGCGUGCAGUAGGAAAUGGGAGGAGGUCAACA